Messenger RNA from Cylindrotheca closterium, 1419 nucleotides. NCBI's taxonomy places the organism in Eukaryota, Bacillariophyta, Bacillariophyceae, Bacillariales, Bacillariaceae. The record is from the annotation of a GenBank genome assembly.
AUGGGGAAAUCAGGCCGCCAUUUGCGCAAUGAAUCUGACCCUCUCUUGGGACUGUAUGGUUCAGCGAUUGCUGCUUCAGAAGGACAUGGGGCGUUGUAUGGGGGAAGUUUCGAAAAAUCAACGCCGUCGCCGCACAAGAGUAGCAGCAUGAAAGAACAGUACGAAGAUCCAGAUCAAACUAUGAAGGGAUACCGAGUGCACAAAGUUUCGUACACAGCUGGCAAUCACGUCCAAAUUCUAUUUCAAAUGUAUGGUUCAGCAUUUCCGAAUGUGUUCCCAUUUGUUCUUGUUAACGUGAUGUGGGGGUUGGUUGUAUACUACUUGAAAGAACACCACAAGAUCGAUCUCACAUUUCAUAGUUCCACUGGGCACAGCUUCAUGGGCCUCUUGGUUUCCUUCUUGAUUGUCAGCCGUUCACAGAUUUCAUAUGGGAGAUUUAUGAGUUUUAGAACCCAUCUGGCCACCCAAUAUCGACUCUGUCGGUCGAUUAGUCAGCUGACAUGUACAUAUACCAUGACUAACCAGACUCAAGGAGCCCGACAAUGGAGACAUGAAGUCUGCUUCAAGACGAUAAAAAUGUUGCGUGUGACCAUGGACGCUCUUCACUGGAGUUCGACGUCAAGAGAUAAGUGGGAGGAAGAAUAUUUCAAGUAUCAAGCGCGGGAUGCUGAAAAGGGCGACGAUCAUGGAGCUUCAGACCACUUCUUCAAUGCUCGCAAACUUUCGCACGGUCGUCGCUCCAAUAUAGAUGAGAUAUUUCGGGCGCCCAUUACAAAUUGCCACCUCUUGUCACAAACAAUCAUGACACACCCAGAUUAUUUGGGAUACAAAAUGCCAGUCAACGAGUAUCGUGAUUUGGUACUCAUGGUGGCAUCGUUCCAGGAAGCAUUUCAUGCAUUCCGAGUCUUGAUCUUUACGCCGUAUCCAUUCCCACUGGUCCAAAUGACUCGCGCCUUUCUCUUUUUCUGGGUGUAUACGUUGCCACUCGUGUUGUUAAAGGACUAUCGACUCUGGAAUGCACUGCUCAUUGUCUGCCUAGUCUCAUUUGGAUUCAUUGGAAUCGAGUAUGUGUCAAUGGCUCUUGACGACCCCUUUGGUGACGAUACGAACGAUGUGGACGAACACGGCAUGGCGCUGCUGACCUACGAAGAUAUUUAUCUGACUUUGUACCGUACCGAUGGACCAGCAGCAGCUUUCGAGCUGCGUGACCGAGUGUUGAAUCGAUACAAGCAAGGUCGCGGAAUUGAUUGCUAUCGUGACGACAUGAAAGGAACCGAAAUUUGGGAACCACUGUACUUUCCAGAGCCCGAAACACCGAAGAGGAGACCCCCCAGACCUCCGACUGGACAUGAAAAGAAAGUUUCCAUCGAUUUGGAAGCUGCCGAUUCAGAGACUUCCGAGUCAUCCAAAAACGUUUAG